Messenger RNA from Racocetra persica, 550 nucleotides. Lineage: Eukaryota; Fungi; Glomeromycota; Glomeromycetes; Diversisporales; Gigasporaceae. The record is from the annotation of a GenBank genome assembly.
AAGAAAGGGAUAAGCAAAAAGAAAACUAUGGAAAAAACUAGAAUUGUAUUUUUAACCAUUCUUAUCAUGGAGAACUUACUUUUGGCUGUUGGCUUAACUAUUUACCUUUACCGAAACUGCCAAAAAUGCCAGAAAGUAAAAGAAAUCGACCGAGGAGAAGCCCUAGAAUUAUUAACUACUAUCACCGAUAAAAGUGUUAGUCUAAUUUUCCUCGACCCCCAAUAUGAAAAAGUUGGAGAUGUCAGUCGAUAUGAAGCAAAGACCAUUUUGGUUUUGGUAGUUAUUUCAGAAAUAAAGGAGAGUUUGCUUUUUUACUCCAAAAGAACCCCACCAAUAGCCGAAAGUUCACCAACCGGGCUUUUCCGAACAUCUGGCAAGAAGGAAGUGAGUUUGGUAGAAGCUACUACCCAAGAAGGGGAUUUAAUUGUUGACCCUUGUGCUGGAAGUUUUAUCGUUUUAAAAGCAUGUCGGGAAACUAACCGAAAUUUCUUGGGAGUAGAUUUAACCUUUAAUUCCUUUCAAUUUCUUAAAGCAAAACCUCCUUUUCUCC